UCUGUGCAGAGAGUUUGAAAAGGAAACCGUUUUUGAGGAAAAAUAUGGAAAACGAGAAAAUCCUCUCAACAGUACGGCGCGUUGGAAAAAACGCGAGUGGACGGAGCGACGGAGAAAUCAACAGAAGAUGUUGUCUCGAUGGCCGACUCCACAGUAACCGUCGAGGACAUUGAAGGAGAGCUGUUCAAAAUUGAGCGGAUCCGAGACAUCCUCAUACGGAGAGAAUCAGAGCUCAGAUACAUGAUGGAUGACAUCCAGCUCUGCACAGAAAUAACAAGGCUGAAGAAGGAGCUGCAAAAACUUGUCUCAAUUCCAGACAAAGACAAGUCCAAAGAGGACAGGGAGAGGGAGGAGGAGCUGCUGCUGCAGAUCAACAAGCUGGUGGAGACCAGAGACUUCCUCGUGGACGACGUGGAGUUUGAAAGGCUGAGGGAGAGAGAGGAAGACAGAGAAAUGGCAGCCUUCUUACAGUCCAAAUUUCCCAAGGCACUGGCUGCAAAAGGUGCUUUGCGAAAUCAAGCGGUGGCGUCCAAAUCGCAGCAGACGUCAGCUCCAUUUCUCACGAAAACUGGACUCACGCUCCUGAAAGACUGCUGUGGCUUCACCUGCUCCAUCAUGUAACACUCUGUCCAGAGGAAAACAGAAGACUCUGCCUGCCACACCAGAGACAUGUGCACAUGUGAGCCUCCUCAGGGCUUUCACGUGUGUGUUGUAUGUCUGCCCUAUUAAGAAAGAUUAUGUGCAUUAACCCUCAUAUAUGCUCAUAUGCAUAUGAUGUAAGGGACAUGUAUUAUACUAUUUUAUGUGAUUUGCUACUGUGAAAUACUGUGUUUACAUGUUUUGCAGUGGACAGGAUGGCCAGCUUAUGGAUAUAGUCAUGUUUUUUUUCCAAUUAAGUUAAUUAUGUAUUAUUACAGCUGCUCUGACAAAAUACAAUUGUCCAUUAGGGAUGUAGUUGAAAUGUAGACGUCCCUCAGGGAGCAAACUACACUUGCUAACCUCCCUCUGCCACUCGCCGUAGUAGCUGAGUGUUAUAAUGACAAUGUUAGGCCCGUAACUAGUGAUUAUUUUCAUUGCUGAUUAAUCUGUUCCUUUGUUUUUUAUUUAGCGUUUCUUUUUCACUGAUUUAUUCAUUGUAUGGUCUGUAAAAUGUGCCCAAAAGCUCAUGAGUCCAAAGUGACAUCUUCCAAAAAUCCAAAUAAUUCAGUUUACAGUUUAAACCAGGAAACAGCAACAAAUCGUAACAUUUGAGAAGCUUGAGAAUGAUUGGUGGUUUUGCUUCAUUAAUGACUUUAACAGCUAAUAGUUACGAAUGUUGUUGUCUAAUUUAAAUCAGUUAAUUUAUUAAUUUACCGCCAGUAAUCAUUUUAACACUACACAUCAUUACUUUUACAUGUGGGAUGUUCAUAGAGUUGGAGUCAGUGUUGGGAUAUAGUUCAGUUAAGAGGAGCCUUAAAAUGGAGAAGAGAUGGAUCAUAUUGAGGAAACUUAAGAUGAUGUCUGUUGGUCAUUAGACACAGACAGAGUGUGAGCAGAGUUAUGUAGACGUCUCUUCUACUGCAAACAUCAGUUACUCAAAGUCCACAACUUAAACCAAAGUCUUUGUCUGAGUUGGAUGUAGUUAGUCAUUAAGUAAUAUGCCUUAUAGUGUGUAAUGUGUUUUGUAAAAGGUAUUUUUCACAUGUAUCAUUAAAAACAAAUAACUCGCUCCAUUAUGUUUCCAUGAUGCAGUAUUUUGUGUGUAAACUUGUCAUCUUUGCCAUGCUAUUAUAAUAAAGACUUUA
Molecule: messenger RNA, 1784 nt
Organism: Toxotes jaculatrix (banded archerfish)
Lineage: Eukaryota; Metazoa; Chordata; Actinopteri; Toxotidae
Exons: 6
Coding region: 139-621 (160 amino acids)
Source: RefSeq, a predicted model, not a curated record